AUGUGGCUCACCCCCCACGCUGAGAGUACCACUCACGGAGCUGCUGGGGCGAGGGAGUCUCACCGGGACGCUGCUGUUGCUGCCUCUGGCCACCGCCAAACCCCCCCGCUGUACCGCUCCACCGCGCCUGCCACCCGCUCCACCGCUGCCACUACUGGCACAACCACUUUCACCACCUCCACCGCCGCCGCCUCCACCACCCCCUGUGCCGCCACCGACCCCCCCACCACCCGCGCCACUCCCACCUCCUCCACCGCCCCCGCCCCCUCCACCCCCUCCACCGCCGCCGCCCCCGCCUCCACCUCCACCACCCCUGCCCCCCUUGCCCCUGCCGCCCUUGCUCCUCCCACUAGGAGCAGACGCAGCCCCGACCCCCUCAGCUCCGAGGAAGUCGACAGCAGCAGCAGAGGCAAUGGAGGGAAGGAGGGGGACGGGAGAGCACCCCUCGAAGAAGGGGGCGCGAGGGUCGCCACGAGAGGCACCUACAGCUACAAUGCUCUUCUCAGCUGCUAG
This is a messenger RNA of Closterium sp. NIES-65, 513 nucleotides long. NCBI's taxonomy places the organism in Eukaryota, Viridiplantae, Streptophyta, Zygnematophyceae, Desmidiales, Closteriaceae. The record is from the annotation of a GenBank genome assembly.